Molecule: messenger RNA, 462 nt
Organism: Cladophialophora psammophila CBS 110553
Lineage: Eukaryota; Fungi; Ascomycota; Eurotiomycetes; Chaetothyriales; Herpotrichiellaceae
Exons: 1
Coding region: 1-462 (153 amino acids)
Source: RefSeq, a predicted model, not a curated record
AUGAUCUCCAAAACCCUGCCUGAUGUCGACCACUCUAUCCCAGUAGCACCGACGAGAGAGAAGCUCGAGUACGCCGACCUCGAUACAUUAGACUUUUCGCGCUAUGAUGAUGGUCCUGAGGCGCGCAAGGAGCUCACCGCCCAGGCGCAUCAGGCCAUGACGACCCAUGGCUUUUUCGUCGUGGUCAACUAUGGCCUGACCGAAGACCAAAUCACGCGCCAGGUCGAUAUCGGACACACUAUCCUGAAGCGCACCUCUCAGGAAGAGAAAGAUCGCCUCAAGGCUGAUAUCCUGGGCAAGGGGGAAUACCCAGGGUUCAAGCCUCGGGGCCACUGGAAAGCAGGCGGAAAGCCAGAUAGAAUCGAGAACUUCAAUGUCAACCGGAACAUGAGUCUGCACGAACAACCAGCAGCCCCAAGUUGGAGCCGUACCGUGAGGAAAUCCAAGACGUGGUCGACUUGA